UCCUUCCUCCGUCAUGAAAUCCGUGUCGUACACCUCGUCGCCUUAACCCAAAAAAAAUAAUUUUAAAAUAAUUUAGAGAUUAAAAUCCUCUCAUUUCCUUCUUAUUCUACUGCUCCUUCUUUCUUCAUCUUCUACUUCUCUUCAGCCUUUGCAGCUGCGAUGGUGUGUAGAACUGUAGAUAGAGAAAAGAGCGAGACCCUAUUUUUCUUUCCUACUCUUUUUCCCCAUUCCCCUACUCGCCAUUUCCGCCGCUGAAAACGGUGAAAUUUCUUUUGACUAAUGCUCUUUUCUUCCCCUUCCUAAUCCCCUUUAUACUGUGUUAUCUCUAUUUUUUUCUUCUUCUUCUCACUCUUUCGCCGGCCUCUAGCUGCCGUCUCCCGCUUCAGUAAUGCUCUGCUCCCGUCACUAAACGAGUUGGUUUUUGAUUUGGUCUAUUGCUGGGGCCGAAGUGAGGUUUGCUUGUGGAGAAGUCAAGAGUUGGUGCUUUGUGUGGGAGUUGAUACGGAGGAAGGGGGAAAUGGGUGACACGGAAGAAAUGAGCACUGACGUGAUGCAGAGGUUGCAAUCUUCUUUCGGGACAACUCAGUCUUCUUCUUCGAUGUUAAAGCAGCAGCCUUUUUCAUCAGGGAAGCAGCUUGAUAUCCCUCCUCUGAGUCAAUCCCAAAUGCGGGCGAGGCAUUUCGCUCAGUUUGCUCAGCAGGGGUUUGGCAGCGAAAACAGCAGCAAUGGCGGUAAGAGAGUUGGGAUUCCGCCUUCACAUCCCAACCAGAUCCCACCCGUGUCCCCUUUCUCUCAGAUCCCGGUGUCUAACAGGCCAAUCAACCAGCAAUUGGGUUCUCAGAACUUCAGCCCGGGGCGUGGUCAUUCGCGAUCCUUGUCACAGCCAUCCUCGUUUUUCUCACUUGAUUCUCUCCCGCCUCUAAGCCCUGCAUCAUUCAGAGACCAUUCCCCAACUUCUGCUGUUUCAGAACAGCUGUCGACUGAUGUUUCAAUGGAGGAUAGAAAUGGGGACUCUCACUCUUUAUUGCCACCGUCUCCAUCGCCUUUUAGUAGGGUAGGUACUCCUCGAGCUGGUGAGAGUUUGCCUCCUAGGAAGGCUCAUAGACGGUCUAAUAGUGAUAUCCCAUUUGGGUUUAGUGGCGUGAUGCAGUCUCCGCCGCCUGUUUUGCCAUCGAGAGGGACAGGUGGAUUUGGUAAACCAACUCAGGCAGUGAAGAGGGAGUGGGAGAAAGGUGUUGAUAGCAAUGAAGAAGGGAUGGGGGAGAGGAAAUCUGAAGGUGAAGUUGUGGAUGAUUUGUUUUCUGCGUAUAUGAACUUGGACAACUUUGAUACGUUGAACUCACACGGGAAUGAUGACAAGAAUGGUACUGAGAAUCGUGAGGAUUUAGAUAGCAGAGCUAGUGGAACGAAGACUAACGGAGAUAGCAGUGAUAAUGAGGCUGAGAGCAGCAUGAAUGAGAGUGGGAGCAGCAUUCCGAGAGGAGGUUUGAGUUCUUCGGUGGAGAGAAGGGAAGGGGUCAAAAGGAGUGCUGGAGGUGAUAUUGCUCCGACGUCAAGACAUCAUAGAAGUGUUUCCUUGGAUAGUUUUAUGGGGAAGUUGAGCUUUGGAGAUGAGUCCCCAACGCUUCCCCCUUCACCGGGGCCUCUUCCAGGUCAAUUAUCUCCGACUAGCUCGAUCGAUGGGAGCACCUUCAGUUUGGAUUUCGGGAAUGGGGAGUUUAACAAUGUUGAACUUAAGAAAAUUAUGGCGAAUGAGAAACUUACUGAGAUUGCUCUAACUGAUCCAAAGCGUGCAAAGAGGAUUUUAGCAAAUCGUCAAUCUGCUGCUCGUUCGAAGGAACGGAAGGUGAGAUACAUUUCAGAACUGGAACACAAGGUGCAGACUCUUCAGACAGAAGCUACUACAUUGUCUGCCCAGCUUACUCUAUUGCAGAGAGAUUCUGUUGGACUGACAAAUCAGAAUAAUGAAUUGAAGUUUCGUCUACAAGCGAUGGAGCAACAGGCACAGCUUCGAGAUGCUCUCAACGAAGCUUUAACUGCCGAGGUUCGACGGCUGAAGAUCGCCACUGCAGAAAUGAACGGCAGCAGUUUCGACGCAUCCAAAGGCAUGGUCCAGCAGCAGAUGUUCCAGCAGCAGCAGCAGCAGCAGAUGUCCUCCCAGCGCAACACUCACCAGCAGCAACAUGAACAGCAGAACGGAACAAAGUCGAAAUCAGAUGCAAGCCAGUAGAUGCAAAUUCAUUCAUUAAGUUUCUCUGUAUCCCCACCGGCGGUGGUGAUUGGAGAUUUAUCUUACCUUCUACUACCCCUUCAGGCAUCAUUAUCUUUUGCUGCAAUCAAUGGUUAUUCAUAUAUAUACAGGCGUCAUUCGUAUAAUAUAUAUGGUGUAGAGAUGGUCAUAGUCAAAUGAGUAGAGCUCAUAUUCGUUUAUGUACUUAUAUUUAUGAAAUUUAUAUUAUAUAUGCAUGUAUAUGAAGGCAAAGUAAAACGGGGUUGUCUGUUGAAUAUGUUGUAUGGUUUUGUUGAGAUUAUAGACAGAAAAGUGCAGAAGUUUGUCUGAAAGCUUACUUUUUUUGUGCUAUUUUAGUAUAACAAGUUGUACGUUCCUUUCAGUAUGGGUUCGUCCUUCUUUUCAAUUGUUUAUUUUGGUGGGGGAAGUAGAGAAGAAGCGUGGAACACGUUUGUGCAUGUACAACGUACAUAGUCUUCUGGUUAGCUUGAACUCCAAGGCAGUGGCACAUGUGAAAGUAACA
Linum tenue is the source of this 2753-nucleotide messenger RNA. The record is from the annotation of a GenBank genome assembly. Lineage: Eukaryota; Viridiplantae; Streptophyta; Magnoliopsida; Malpighiales; Linaceae.